Lachnellula hyalina is the source of this 525-nucleotide messenger RNA. Its product is annotated as General amino acid permease. Gene Ontology annotation, molecular function: amino acid transmembrane transporter activity. The record is from RefSeq and is a predicted model, not a curated record. Lineage: Eukaryota; Fungi; Ascomycota; Leotiomycetes; Helotiales; Lachnaceae. The transcript has 3 exons. Gene Ontology annotation, biological process: amino acid transmembrane transport. Gene Ontology annotation, cellular component: membrane. Bases 1 to 525 code for a protein of 174 amino acids.
AUGUCUCUUCCGGUGUCCUAUGUAGCAGACUCGGACUUCAAGACUCAGGAGAAGUCCGCACUUGAACCAGAAGCAUCCAGUGGUAUAGAAAUCGGUGAUGCAGAAGCUCUGAUGGGUACCGGGUCGCAGAAUCUGCACCGGAAGCUGAGGGGGAAGGAGGUACAGUUAUUUGCAAUUGGAGGUGCAAUUGGAACAUCUUUGUUCAUGCAAAUGGCCUAUUCCCUUCCCAACGGAGGGCCCGCAGGCCUCUUCCUCGGAUUCGCGGUAUAUGGAACUGUCAUGGUUGCUGUCAAUGAAUGCUUUGCGGAGAUGGUAUGCUACAUGCCAAUCGCGUCCCCAUUCAUUCGGCUUGGUGGCUUCUGGGUCGACGACGCUCUCAGCUUUGCAAUGGGCUGGAACUUCUUCCUUAAUAUGGCUCUCCUUGUGCCAUUCGAGAUUGUGGCUUUUAAUAUUCUUCUCACUUACUGGACCGACAAAGUUCCAGUCGAGGCUAUUGUUUCUAUACUCAUUGUCCUUUAUGCGUAA